AUGGGCAAACUACCAGUGCUCAAUGUGGUCGACCCGGAGCUAAUCAAACUAAUUCUGGUGAAAGAUUUUCACAUAUUUCCCAAUCGGAGCAAAGUGUGGAAAAAGUGCGACGACUCCAUACGUAACAGCGAUAUGUUUCACAUGGGGUACGACGGGUGGCGACGCGUGCGACCGAUCGUUACGACGGCGUUCACGACCUCUAAGAUACGCAAAACGUACGCAACCAUAAGCGCGUGCGCACAACGAUGCACCGAAUAUUUAGAUAUAUUAACAACCAAUGAGAGCGAUUUAGAUGCCUGGGUGGUUUUUGAAAAAUUGGGACUGGAUGUUAUGGCUACAAGGCAAAAGUCCAAUUUCAACGCCUUUCGUGAAUUCUCGGCUAUAAUUUUGCCGCAGUUUGUGAAACGUUUGUUACAGACAUCGGCCGACACUAAAGCCAUUGAAUAUUUUGUCGAUUUUAUUCGACAUAUCGUUUCCCAGAGACGACAACACAACCAUCAAAAGUCUCAUAACGACUUCACUCAACUACUCAUGGAUGCUAUUCAAGAGGACGACAUUAAUGGGAACGCUGAAAAUACGAGCGAUAAGUCUAAACGGCUUUCAGAAAACGAAAUCAUCGCACAGUCUCUGCAAUUCAUAUUAGCCGGGUAUUCGUCAAUUCAGGAGGUGCUGGCCUACACCUCCUAUCACUUAGCUCUUAAUCCAGGCGCUCAACAGCGUCUAUACGAUGAGAUUAUUGGUGCCAUGGAUUCGUACACCGAAAAUAUUCCUUACGACCGGUUGGCACGACUACCCUAUUUGGAUGCCGUCCUGUCAGAGACAUUGCGCCAACACUUACCGGCCCUACCGUUGGCACGAAUCGCCUCAACUGACUAUAAAUUAGGCGAAACCGGUGUUACCAUCAAAGCGGGACAACAGGUGGAGAUACCGGCCUAUGUUAUACACCAUUCACCGCAGUUUUAUCCGGACCCAUUUAAAUACGACCCUGACAGAUUUAUGCCCCAAAAUAAGAGCAAGUUAGUUCCCUAUACGUAUUUGCCAUUUGGUGCCGGCCCACGCAAUUGUGUUGCCACUAGAUUUGCCUUGCUUAUUGAUAAGGUGUGUAUAGCACAUGUUGUUCGCCGGUUCCGUUUCUACCGGUGCCCUCAAACUGAUGUUCCCAUACAUUAUAAGCGCUUUAUUCACGUUAUGUCACCGAAACGUGUUAUCGUCGGAAUUGAAGCAAGGUUGUGA
Molecule: messenger RNA, 1233 nt
Organism: Oppiella nova
Lineage: Eukaryota; Metazoa; Arthropoda; Arachnida; Sarcoptiformes; Oppiidae
Source: the annotation of a GenBank genome assembly